CGACCGUGCAUGCAGGCCGCGGCAGACCGCACGAGAGGCCGCGGCAGCGACCCUUCACCACCACCACCACCCCGCGGUCCACCCCCACCACCACCGCCGCACCGCGCACGCCUUCGCCUUGGCCUUGGCCCCCCCGAGUCCCCGACACAUUUUCCAUGGCGCAGAGAGCCGCGGCCCCCCCGCCCCGCGGCCGCACGCACGCACGCGUGCACGGCUCUCUGCGACCCGCGAACCACCAGUCCGCACCACCGGCUGCGUCUGCAGUGCUGUGCGCCUGUGCGGUGCGGUCCCCUGAGGCAGGCGGAAUCCACCGUCUCACUGCGCGCCCUGCCCCGCCUGCCACCAGUCCACCACCCGCUUCCCCUAUAUAUCGUAUCCCAUUCCACCAUCGGAGGCAACCAGACUCAGCUCACCAUUGCCCAUCAGCACAACAAACACACACACACACACAACACACAGAGUAAAAUCAGUAAGGAGGAGAAACGAGGAUGAAGCUUGUGGGGAGCGAGAGGAGGCAGAGGGGAGGAGGCUUCGGGAGGGCCAUCAAGCAGCAGAGGGCGAGGCUCUACAUCAUCCAGCGCUGCGUCGUCAUGCUCCUCCGCUGGCAAGACUGAUCCCCACCAACUCGAUCCUCCAAAUCCAUCCCUCGAUCCUCCUCGGUCGGUCGGUUCGUUGCCUCGUUGGUUGGGUCGCUCCUUCGCGGAAAGUUUUGGUUCUUUUUUGGUUGUGUGCUGUGCCAGAAUGGUGUCGGCCGUUUGUACAUAGAGGCCAACAAAAAAAAAUGGUACAAGUAGCAGUAGCAGUAGCAGAAGUAGGAUUUUAGUUCUAGUGUUCGCGAGUGUGUGCAUUGUACAAUCACCAUGUCACUACUGUCGAAUGCAAAUACGAUGAACCAAGUGAGAACAUAUGAUUCCAUCGCCUGAAAA
Molecule: messenger RNA, 926 nt
Organism: Oryza sativa Japonica Group (Japanese rice)
Lineage: Eukaryota; Viridiplantae; Streptophyta; Magnoliopsida; Poales; Poaceae
Product: small polypeptide DEVIL 4
Biological process (GO): negative regulation of cell population proliferation
Source: RefSeq, a predicted model, not a curated record